CUCACUCCCAUACACUUUGGGAGAUGUGGCAACAGCAACAUACCCCAAUAUGUUCCCUGAUUCACAGAUAGCAAAAGCCUUCCAAUGUGGCCGCAAGAAAGUAUCUUACAUCAUAUCUGAUGGCUUAGGACCAUACUUUAAAGCCAAAGUGCUUGAAGAACUUGCAAAGCCUGAGGUAUUCUAUACCGUAAUGAUCGACGAGACCCCAGUGCCCGAGAUGAAGGUGCAGCAGCUGGAUGUGCUCAUCCGGUAUUUCUCUGUUAAUGCACAAGAUGUCGUUGUAGAGCACCUUCAGUCAUUUCACAUGGGGCAUGCCACUGCAGAUGAGCUCUUCUCCUGUGUUGAAGAUGCACUUAACGAACUUCCAAAAAAUAACAUGCUCUGCUUCUUCUCUGAUGGGCCAAAUGUUAUGAAGAGCUUGAAGGGUAAAAUAAAAGCAGAACUUAGCCCCAACAUGAUUGACAUUGGGGCGUGCAGUCUUCAUAAAAUGCAUAACGCAUUUGCCACAGGUCUCAACACUUUCUGCUCUGAGAUUGAAUGUAUUGUCACUGAUAUCCAUCAGUACUUCAGAUAUGCCACAAGACAUGCGGACAUCAAGGAUCUCCAACAGAAACUUGGAUUGCUACAGCUGGAGUUCCUGCGGCACGUAAGCAGCAGGUGGCUGACACUAUUACCAAGUAUACAGCGUGUGCUUAAGCUGUAUGAUGCUUUGAAGUCUUUCUUUUCCAAGGCUGCAGAACCAAGAAAAUCCUCAUCUAUAAGGCACAAUCGCCUCGCAUCUGCAUUUUCUGACAACACGCUCCGAGCACGACUCCUUUUUGUUCAGAAUGCCGCCCAGCUCUUUGACAAGUUUCAAACCUUGUUUCAGAGCAAAGAGCCUCUUCUUCAUUUAUUUUAUGAUGAAAUAGUUGCUGUGGUCAAACAGCUGAUGGGCAGAUUUUUGCGGCAGGAGUCGUUUGUAGAUGUAACUGGUUUCCAUUUGAAGAAUGUUCAAGUUGAAUCGCAAGCUAACUGGAAAGUGAAACCUGAGCUUGGCUUAGAUACUGAGAAAGAAAUGUAGCUUUGGACACCAACUCAGAAAAAGGCUUUCUAUGUCAAGACCAGAGCUUUCUAUAUAUCCUGCACAAAGUACCUCGUCUCAAGGUUACCUUUGGACAACAAAGUGCUGUUCCACAGUAGAUUUUUGAAGCCUGGUGUAGUAGGAGACCACUACACAACGUCACUGCGCUACAUCGCGAAUGCCCUGCCACAAGUCAUGCCACCCAGCGAAGUAUCAUCUCUAACUGAUGAGUGGUUGCGCCUUUGCUGCGAAAUUUCUGACUGGGAUGUUUCAACAAAUGUUGUUGAACACUGGGUUGAUGUGUUUGCACUAAAAAUGCCCACUGGCGAACCCAAAUACCCAAGACUGGGAAGGCUCGUAAGGGCUGUUCUUUCCUUGCCGCAUGGCAACGCAGACUGCGAGAGAGGAUUCAGCGAAAACAAGCAGGCGCUUCACCAUCGAG
This is a messenger RNA of Dermacentor andersoni, 1502 nucleotides long. RefSeq lists its product as uncharacterized. NCBI's taxonomy places the organism in Eukaryota, Metazoa, Arthropoda, Arachnida, Ixodida, Ixodidae. The record is from RefSeq and is a predicted model, not a curated record.